This is a messenger RNA of Calidris pugnax (ruff), 1633 nucleotides long. It is a transcript of the gene DCDC2, whose product is annotated as doublecortin domain containing 2. Bases 551 to 1633 code for a protein of 360 amino acids. The record is from RefSeq and is a predicted model, not a curated record. Gene Ontology annotation, cellular component: axoneme; microtubule organizing center; kinocilium. Lineage: Eukaryota; Metazoa; Chordata; Aves; Charadriiformes; Scolopacidae. The transcript is spliced from 8 exons. Gene Ontology annotation, biological process: dendrite morphogenesis; cilium assembly; neuron migration.
GCGGUGGCAGAGCGGGGACUUGCCUCCUUCGCCCCGGGUUCCCUCUGUCCCCUGGCACGACGCCUGCUCGUCCUCCUUCCCUCAGCCACCGCCUGGUGAAUAAUAAUUCAGCCGUGUCUUGUGCCGUCGCCUGGCCGGGCAGGGGUAAAGUUCCCAGAGGAAGCCAGGGCAAGCCGCUUAAGCCGUGAUGGCGGAGGGUAAAGACCCAAGGAGGCCGCCGUUCCCCUGCCGUGCCGGAUCCACCUCCCCGCCAUGUGGUGUUUUUUCGCCUGGGUUGGUGUGAUCCCAGGGGCCGGGGAGCCGCAGGCGAGAGCGGGUUGCCUAGGAGGAGCCGCUGCCGCCUCAAACCCACCCAGGGGAGGGCUGUGAUCCCUCCUCUGCCUCCCUGGAGGUGGGCCCUGCUGCCCCGGCCCCCGGCGUGGGGUGUGUGGGCGCCUCGCCCUUGGCAAAGGAGCCGUCAGGGAGGAGACCAGAGGGGUUCUCCUCAAGCAGGAGCCCUCUCCUGAGGUAAAGAGGCGCAGGCAGGAGGUGGGAAGGAAGCCACCCCAGCAUGACAAGCCCCGGCACCAAGGCAUCGUGGCUGUCGCAGCAGCCGAUGGUGAAGAGCGUGGUGGUGUAUCGCAACGGGGACCCUUUCUUCCCCGGGCGCCGCAUUGUCAUCAACGAGAAGAAAGUGUCCAACUUCGAGGUGUUCCUGAAGGAGGUGACGGGCGGGGUGAAGGCACCCUUCGGAGCCGUGCGUAACAUCUACACCCCUCGGGGUGGGCAUCGCGUCCGGCAGCUGGAGGAGCUUCAGAGUGGAGAGCAGUAUGUGGCUGGUGGCAGGGAAGCCUUCAAGAAACUCAACUAUUUGGACAUUGGAGAAACAAAGAAAAAACCUGCUGAAAUCAAUAAUGAGGUCAAGCCAGUUACUCACAGUAGGAUCACUGUGUCAGCUCGAUUUCGAAAACCACUCCAGGAGCCCUACACUAUUUUCCUGAUUGCUAAUGGAGACCUUAUUAGCCCUGUAACGCGCCUCCUUAUUCCCAGGAAGACACUGAAUCACUGGGAUCACAUUCUCGAAAUGGUUACAGGAAAAGUUACCCUCAGAAGUGGAGCUGUUCACAGACUUUACACGUUAGAUGGAAAACUUGUUCAGAAUGGGUCAGACUUGGAGAACGGGCAAAUUUAUGUUGCAGUGGGUAGAGAAAAGUUUAAGAAGUUGCCCUACGGUGAUCUGCUAUUUAGCAAAUCUACAAUGAGAAAGCCACAGGGUUCCAAAGCCUCUGUACUACCUCCGAUUGUGGGAUCUCGAAAAUCUAAAGGCAGUGGAAAUGAUCGGCAAUCUAAAUCUACCGUUGGAUCCAGUGACCCAGGAGAAAAUAGUUCCUCACCUCAGCUUCCCAAAGGGAAAGACAAAAAAAGCCAGAAUCCAGAAGAUUCUGUGUCCAGACGACACUUUUCAAACAACUCUACGAAAGUAAAACAGACAGUAAAAGUAACAGCAGCUUCCACAGGAGUCCUUCAAGAUAAUGGUGAAGAUAUUUACAAAGCCAGAGAGGAGGGGUCUGAAGUGUGGGGGGCAGCUGAAGUGCAGGAAGAUGAACAUACUCGUGUAGAAGUUCCGCUGGACCAGGUAUUGAUCGAGCUUUAA